Mytilus californianus (California mussel) is the source of this 2594-nucleotide messenger RNA. RefSeq names its product hemicentin-1-like. The coding region runs from base 123 to 2297 and encodes 724 amino acids. The transcript is spliced from 10 exons. The record is from RefSeq and is a predicted model, not a curated record. NCBI's taxonomy places the organism in Eukaryota, Metazoa, Mollusca, Bivalvia, Mytilida, Mytilidae. Gene Ontology annotation, biological process: monoatomic ion transport. Gene Ontology annotation, cellular component: membrane. Gene Ontology annotation, molecular function: extracellular ligand-gated monoatomic ion channel activity.
CUUCUAUGGAGCGCUCGAGUUUAGUGACUCAGCAUGAGAUUUUUGGGAUUGUAAAGGUUGUUAAGGACUUUGUAAACAAUUCUAGCACAACAUAGAUAAACAACAAGCAUCUUUCUUUGAGAAUGAAUCUGAAACUAGACCAUGGAGUGAACAAGCUGUUGAUAUGCUUAACAUUAUUACUUGUCCCAACCGUGAUUGUCCAAAGUACAGUACCACCCAGCGAGCCUGUUAUCACUGCGUCAAAAAACAGAGUUGCUAUUGGUGAGACUGUCACAUUGACUUGUAGCUCCACUCUUGGUUCUCCUGCACCUAGUAUCAUGUGGUUUAGAGGCAAAGAAAAAAAAUCAUCGAAUUACUCGACUGUGGGCAGCACAACGACAAAUACCUAUACAUUUACAGCUACUAAAGAUGACAUGUUUGCUGUUUACGAAUGUCGGGUUGACAACAAAGUCACACAAAAUCCACUAACCAGGACUAUAUUUAUAACAAUAUAUAAGUCGUUGAUAUUGAACGCGCCAAAUACAUCCUACACGGCCCAGACGUCAACCAAUGUUUCACUGAUUUGUGAAGUCACUUCCGGUAAAGCUACUGGGAUUGAUUGGUACAAGGACAACCGACAAUUAAUACUUGCUUUGAAUAGUCAUUUUUCCAUGGAGAGUUUGAAGAAACCUAACUUGUUAAUCACUAACGUACAGGUAACGGAUGCUGGCGUAUAUGUAUGUACAGGGACAGAUGGUUAUGACAUCAAAAGAACCAAUAAAAUUGACCUAUCUGUGCAAGAUCCAUUGGAAAUAUACGCGCCGUUGACAUUUUAUGCGCCCCAGACGUCCACCAGUGUCGCACUAACUUGUCGGGUCACUGGUACUGCUGAUCGGAUCGAUUGGUUCAAAGACAACCAACAAGUGAAUUUUGCUUUGAAUAAUCGUUUUUCUGGAGGCAGUGUUCAGAAUCCUUCCUUGUUUAUAAGGAACGUACAGCUAAGUGAUGGUGGCCAAUAUGUAUGUUCAGCGACAGCUGGUACUGUAACUAAAAGAACCAGUAUAAUCCGUCUAUCUCCAAAAGCAACUCCAUCACAGCCAAUUCUAGUCGGCCCACAAUCGGUUGCAGCUGGUUCAUCUGGUACCUGGACAUGUACUUCUUCUGGUGCAUUCCCUGCACAAACUCUGGCUAUGAGGAUUGGAAAUCAACUUUUCAACAAUGAACUAUCGACAAACUCCCUAUUCGAAUCCUUCGCUGGUACCUAUCGAGUUGUAGGGAGAUUGACAUGGGCACCAAGCAUGGGACAUAAUGGACAAAUCAUUUACUGUGAUGUCUUCCACCCACAAACAUUAAACAAUAAACAGACAGCAAGUUUGCAGCUGACAGUGAGAUCGUCUCUGUCUGUGACUGCUCCAAAUACUUUCUAUAAUCCUGCGGAGACGGAAACCGUUACACUAGCCUGUAUAGUAACUGCUGGAAACCCCACUGAGAUCACGUGGAAGAUGAACAACGACCCACUAACAAUAUCCGGUAAAAUGUCUGGAGGUACCAUAUCCAAUCCGGCAUUGAGAAUAUCAAAUGUUGCCAUGAGUGAUGCUGGCAACUAUAUAUGUGAAGCAACAGACGGCAAUGUCAAUGUUAGAGCAGAGACAAUUAGAUUAUCUCCUAUAGCAAGAUCAGUGUCAGAGUUCGACAUCAUAACUAAUAUUCUUGAUGGAUACAACAAACUUGUUAGACCAAUUGUUCCAGUUGUUAAGGUUACCCAUUCUUUAGUUCCAAAAGAAAUGGUCGAAUUUGAUUAUAAGAUACUUGUUUUCAAAGCCUUUCAAUGUAUAUCCUGGAACGACCCAAGACUUUCAUGGCCGAGAGGACAACCAAGAGUUAGUUUGCCGUCAUCUAUUAUCUGGUUACCGGAUAUUGUUAUGUUAGGACAGAAACUCAUUAUGGACUUCGAAGAUAAGGCAAUAAUUACAAAGACCGGAGAUGUGACAUAUUGUCCCCAGAGUAUGAUUAGGUCUACAAACUGUGAGGGAAUGUCAGGGGACGUUUGGGAAUGCGACUUUAAAUUUGUGUCAUGGUCCUACGAUAAAGUAAUGUUGAACAUUUUCCUACCAACAGCUUUAACUGUACCGUCAAUUGAUACGUCGAUGUAUUAUGAACACGAAGAUUACGAGAUCGUUAGUAAAUGUGCCAAAAGACGCGAGAUGACCUAUCCCUGUCGAAAAGGAACCUACCCGGAACUGACCUACACAUUUGUCAUCAGACGUCGCAGAGUUUAUUGUAGAAAUUUGAAUGAGAACCCGACAUGCAAUUCAUAGGAUCUUACUGUUAACUAGUUACACCAUAAAUAUAAAGACAACUUUGAAAAGCUUUUGCUUGAACAAACCACAAUGACGAUACGUUAUUUAGUAAAUAAUAUUAACAUUAAUUUAAAAAAAUUGCAGUCGGUUUCUUAUUUGUGAAUAUUUUUGUUUUGCAAAAGUGUAUGUAUAUUCUAUUCUUUUUAUUUCCGCAAAAUAAGUGCUAAAUAUAUAUAUAUACACUACAUGGUCAACUCUCUAUGAUAUUUUUUAUAAAAUAGAUGACACAUUAUUAAUAAAUAUGACCAUACCUUG